UGACGGAGGCGGCUCGCAAAGCCACCGGGUGCCAGGGGCUGCGCGCCGGGGACCCGCGGAGGGGAGAUUUGUCAUCAUGAGCCUGUUGUUGUUUGAGUCCAUCUGCAUUUUCCUGCUUUCCCAAGUUUUACUGGUGUUGGGUGUACAAGAAAUUCAUGCUGACCAGAAGAUGAUCAGCAAGAUCUCAGCUGCUGGCCAGUUGAUGCAGUGCUCUGCUUCCUUAGAUGUCCUUUUCCUCUUGGACAGUUCCUACAGCAUUGGCAAAGGAAGCUUUGAAAGGUCUAAGCACUUCGUAGGCAAGCUCUGUGAUGCCUUGGACAUCCGUCCAGACAGGGUCCACGUGGGAGUGAUACAGUUCAGCUCAGUUCCCCACCUUGAAUUCCCACUGGAUUUGUAUCUAACCAAACAAGAAGUGAAAGAGAGUAUCAAGAGGAUUAUGUUCAGAGGUGGGAGCACAGAGACAGGUCGGGCUCUGAAGUACAUUCUCCACAAGGGAUUCCCUGGUGGCAGAAACUCCAGUGUCCCCAAAGUCCUGAUCAUCAUUUCGGAUGGAAAGUCCCAGGGCAGUACUGUGAUGCCUGCAAAGCAGGUGAAGGAGAGACACAUCACGGUUUUUGCAGUGGGAAUAAAACUUCCAAGGUGGGAGGAGCUGCAUGUGCUGGCUAGCGAGCCCAUGGAGCAGCACGUGCUCUUUGCUGGAGAUGCCAAUGAUGCUGCCAACGGCCUGUACAGCACCCUCACUGGCUCUGUCUGCAGUGCCACUGCUCCAGGCUGCAAGGUUAAAUCCCACCCUUGUGAACGCAGGACCCUAGAGACCGUGAAAGAGCUGGCUGGAAACUACGUGUGUUGGAAAGGCUCAAAGCAGCCAGAUGCAGUGCAGGCUUUGCUGUGCCCUUUCUACAGGUGGAAGAGAGUCUGAAUAAAACACCCAUCCAGAUGCUUCCGAACGGUAUGUCCAGACCCUUGUGACUCCCAGCCAUGCCAGAACGGGGGCACGUGUGUCCCAGAGGGACUGGACAGAUACCACUGCCUCUGCCCGGUGGGCUACAGAGGAGGCAUCCACUGCGCACCAAAGCUGAGCCUCCAGUGUGGUGUGGCUCUCCUUUUCCUGAUGGACAGCUCGGCAGGGGUCACGCUGGAAGGGUUCCUGCGCUACAAGGCGUUCCUCAAGAGGUUCCUCCAAGCAGUGAUGGGCCAGGACUCACCAAUGAAUGUGGGGGUGGCCCAGUACGAUAAUGAUGUCAGGAUACCCAUUGAAGUGGGCCAACACAAGGAUGCGUUCAGUCUCAUAAAGAGCAUUGAUGCUUUGAAUUUCAGUGGGGGAGGAACCCUGACAGGCAAAGCCCUGCAGCAUAUUGCACAGCACGGGUUUAGGAGCACCCCGGUCUCUGCAGACAUACAGGAUGAUCUGCUGCAUGUGGUUGUCUUGCUUACUGACUCCAAGUCCCAGGAUCCAGUGGCAGAAGCUGCUAAGAACGUGAGGGACCAAGAUCUCUUCUUGAUUGGUGUGGGCAGCAGCCUCAUGAGAGCAGAGCUGACCAAGGUGACUGGCAAUCCAAAGCAGGCAAUUCUCUACUCAGACCCCCAGGACCUGUUCAACAGGAUCCCAGAGCUGCAGAGGAGAAUCUGCAGUGUGGACAAUCCUGAAGGCUGCCGGGUGCAGUCUCUUGAUUGGGCAUUUGCAGUGGAUGCCUCGGCUGGAGUUGGCCUGGAGAACUUUCUGCGGCUGAGGAGCUUUGUCAGGAGCAGCUGUUUGCACUUCAGCAUCAACCGGGAUGUCACCCAAGUUGCCCUUGUGAUCUAUGGCAGUGAAGCUCACACUGCAUUUGCUUUGGACACCCACACAAGCAAUUCAGCUGUCCUCCAAGCCAUUGACCAGGUGCCUUUCCUUGGGGGCUUGGCCUCUGCUGGCAGCGCCUUGCUACAUGUCUACGGUGACGUGAUGACAGUGCAGAAGGGAGCAAGACCUGCUGUCAACAAGGUGGUGGUAGUGCUCACAAAUGGAGGCGGCAUGGAGGAUGCAGCUGCCCCAGCUCAGCAGCUGAGGCACAACGGCAUCUUGGUGUUUGUGGCUGUCAUUGGGGAUGCGCAGAGGGACACGCUGCUGAGGGUUGCUGGAUCUCCCGACUACCUGGUCCACAUCUCCUCCUAUGAAGACCUGCAGUAUUACCAAGACCUUAUCAUCGAAAGAAUAUGUGAAGAAGCAAAAAGCCCCGUGAACCUGUGCAAACCCAACCCAUGCAUGAACCAGGGUGUAUGCAUCCUUGGGCCUGGGAGCUACCGGUGUGAAUGCCAUGGCUGGGAAGGACCUCACUGUGAGAGCAGAGUUCUCCGGGGUAAUUCUCCAAGAUCCCCAAGUCUUCCUCUGCACUCCCAUGUGUGAUGGAGUCCAAGGGGUUUGCGGCAUUUCUCCAGGGUCCCUCGGCACACCAAAAGGCAUGUGGAUCAGAGACACUGACACAGAUGCGCAGAGUGCUCCAGUUCUCCGUCCAGGAACACUUACUGCCACAUGCAGGCACGAUCCAGCAAGCCAUCACUGUCCUUGGCAAUGACUGAGUUGCUCCAGCACAGGGACUGUGCUGAUGCCGUUCCCAGUUCCUGCACUGCACAAACUGGGCUUCCCAGUGUGCCCUUUCUUUUUUAAUUGAAGUAAAUAUUUGUGUUUAAGUAUUUAUUAUUGGCAUUUUGCAUUUCCUCUUCCAGAUUCUAGUGUCAUGGGAUAGUUUUUUUGAACAGACUUCUUUCUUGCGAGAUCUUUGAGUUAGUCUAAAAAUAUGUACAAGUCUGAGCAGUUCUGGAGCUCCUGCUGAAGGGGUGUAAUGUAGAUUACACACUGGCAGUCCAGUGCUGGAGUGAGCGGUGUGUUACACGCAGGAGGAUUAGGAAGAGGAAGCAGAAUUGAUUAGGAGCAUCUAUUCUGUUUUGUAAGUUGUCCAUGCUGCUUUUCUUCUCUGAAUUUAUUUGGAGUGAUUGAAUAUGAAUAUAGUUUAGCUUCAUAGGCAUUUUGUAGCCAUGUAAUUCUGAUAAGGAGGGGUUUGAAAAGGAUUGGUUUUGCAAGAGCAUUUAAUGGUUUAUUCAACUCCAAAGCAGUGCUGUGACAGUGUGCGUUGCUGUUUUUCAGUGGGUGCGUUGGCUGGUUUUCUCCUAGAUUUGAUCCAGGUCAAAUCCAGUUACCUGUGCUGCAAACACCCCAAGUAAGGGCAGUCCCCCAACUUUGUUUGCAAACAAAGGUCUGACCUGUUGUAGACUCUGGAUGAAGCUAUGGUUUGUACCAUCCUGCUGGUCUUUGGACUUUGGUCUGUCUGCUUUGAAGUUGAACUCCAUUCUUCCCCUCCCAGCCUCACUCUUGUCAGCCAGCCACAGUCUGACCUGGAGGGGACAGGACCAGGACAACCUCCUGAGCAGCUUUGCAUGGGUGCUGGGAGCAGAGCGUGGUAGGCAACGUGCAGGUUAGAGGAGGAAGAAGCUUGGACCUCUCCUCCCAGAUCUUAGUCACCUUUUCCUUUCUCCUCCUGCUGGCCACCUCUUUGCUCUCUCCUUUGCUGGUGCAUAUUUUUCUUUUAUUCCUUCUUUUUAGCCCAUUCCAGGUCAGGUCUGACCUUGUCUUUUUGGUACUGUUUCCCGGCUCAGAGCUUUGUCAUGUCACUUUGCUCUCCUUGUGGAGCUGCCUGGGGAGAACAGGGUGCUUGUCCUGGCCUGAGCACAGACGGUGAGCAUUUCUGCCUCCCCUUGUUUUAAGCUGAUCUUGUCCCCAGCACAGCAGUGGUCUCUCUAGCUCAAGCUGGGCCUCUGGUGGGCUGUGAUGGUUCACGUGUCUCCAAAGACAGUUUGGCCACAUGCCUGCACCCUUCUGAGCAUCAGCCUCACGGGAUCCCUGGAUCAAUUUGCCCAGGAAGCUGUGAAAUUUAUGCAGUUGCUCCCCCAGGGCGUGUAGUUCACAGUGUUGGGUUGUUCUGUGCUGCCUUUCCCAUGGCAUCCAUCACCUUGGGAGAGCAGGAGCAGCUCUGGGCAGGGCUGGGGCAGAGAUGUUAACUGUGACUGCCAGCACUCAUGAAAAUAGCGUCUGUUGUUCCCCAAAGAAAAAUCCCUUCACCCAGGUGUCUUGGCCCUAUAUUUGAAUAGUAAUGUUAAAAGUACAAAGAGAAGCACAAAUAACUGUGCAGGUUUGUUGUCAAAAGAAGAAUGGUCUAAGAGCACUCUUGGGGGUGAAAGCUGGCAGUGAGACAGGAGCAGUACUGUUGUACCUUGUGGGAGAAACCAGGCUGGGAGAAAGAGUUUCUUCUUUUCAUUGUUAUCUUAGUAGAUUGUCUGUGUCCUACAGCACAGCAAAAUAGAAGGAAGGGCUGACGUUUGGGAGAGAAAGAGUAACUAACCUAUUAAAGUUACCUACUUGGGCACCGCUGUAGUUAAGUAUUGCCUGAGCUGUAAAACCGUCGCUCGUCUCUUCGUGUAGGGAGAACAGGCUAGAUGAGGCUCACAGCUGACAACAAAGAUGUGGUUGGUGUUUUAUGGCGCAGGACUGUCUGUAGAGCCAGCUGGGUUCCAGCCAGACUGCUCCGAAACUCUCCCUGGCCUCCCUGCUCAUCCUCUGUGGUGUGACGGGUCAGAGGCUGCCGUGUCUCGCCCUCGCUGCCCUGUUGGGUUUGCAGCUCCCUGGCAGUUUCUGUGCUAUAGUUUCUCCGACAGCAUCAUUAGUUCCCUCUUCACAGGCAUCUGUCCUCUGCAGGAUCAGUCUUCCCUCUCAAAUGGAAGCAUAUUCCCCUUGUCUGGCAGGCAGCUCUGGAGCUGGGACAUGCUUUCCUGCCCUAAUACAAGUGCCUAAAGGGCCUUGUGUCCCUGUUGCAGGAUAGUUUGUACAGCGCUGCUGAGCACUUCGCUUUGUGGCAAAUGCGGUUCGCUGUAAUCUUUGUAAGUUCUCUUUGUUUUAGUACAGAGCUAGUAUGUACCUCUUUCGAGUGCAUGGGCUUUACUGGGACAAAAGAUGCUUGCCUGGGUCCUGAGCUGGGGGAAACCCCGCAUUUGUACCAUCCUGCUGGUUUUAAGCACAGACAGACAAACCUCUGUGUGCGAUUCAGGAAUCACAGACUGCAAAAUCUCACGCAGGGGACAACAUUUUCAUGCUGGAUGGGAUACAUCUAGCUCUGUGCAUCAGUUUGUCACAUAGAGAUGGCAUGAAAGAUUGGAAACUCAUGGAGCAGCUUCAGGAAAGCUGGUUCCUAAGCCCAGUCCUUAAGCUCUGGGUACAUCUGGCUGAGGUCUUGGUGCCUAUGUGUCGGGGCUAUACGUGUGCUGUGACUGUGACCUUCCUCCCGAAUGCGGCUGAUCGCUGAAGCCUCGGAUGGUUUUGCAGAUGUGCGGUGGCAGUGGCAGCACCCAGCAGCUCUCCUUUUGUACAGGCCAAAGCACUUUGCAAGGUAAGAAUGUGGUGGGGCUUUGGGAGGAGGUGGGAAAAGCCAAACUGGUAACAAAUGUCAGGAUAUACUGGAUGGUCACAGGCAAGCAGGGUGCUGCUGAGUAGUUGUUGGAGCAGUUUUGUUUUUCUUUUUGAAAAACCAGUUUGAAUAAUGUCUAGGCCCUUUCUCCUGCAAAUUUUAAUUAAAAAAGAGUAAGAAAGCAAGUGGCUUGGGUCUCUGACGUGAUCCCUUACUAAAUUCACUCUCACAGACUUGCUUUGAUUCGAUCAGAAAUACUUAACAAGAACUUACCUGAUGGGAGCUCAUUCCCUUAAGGGUUGAUGUUUGCACCUGGCACAGCCACCGAGGAGGUGGGGUCCCUGCAAAGCCAGCGCUAAUCCUGUCUGGCAUCAGGGGAGUGCAGAGGAUGAUGUCUGUGCCAGGUCACCUUAGAUGUCUGGGCUGCUGUUACUCACGGAGCUGUGAAUUACUCUCGCCCUGUAGGAUUGCUGGGCGAGCCUUGGCUGGUUGUGGGGCAUGUGCUGACUUCAGGGGAGAGCCUGUUUCUCCUUUAAGAAACUGGGAUUUAACGAAACCCCAUCCUGGUUUUCCCAGCCAUGACCGCAGCAGGCACCAAGCCUUGCAGACAGUUGCUAUCUAGUGGCCAGAGGAAGGUACUGGAUGUAUUUCUCUCCGCUGGUUUUGUGCAAGAGGACUGCGCUAUGGAGAUACAGGCCGGAGUCUGUUCCAGAACAAACUCUUCAGGUGGAGUAGAACAAGAUCUUCAAGAAAAUUAACUGAAUCUGCUUGGAAGAUCAUCUUUGCCCAGAGCUCUUGGUGCCACCAGUCUGUAACACAGCUU
Falco peregrinus (peregrine falcon) is the source of this 6255-nucleotide messenger RNA. It is a transcript of the gene VWA2, whose product is annotated as von Willebrand factor A domain containing 2. Gene Ontology annotation, biological process: calcium-independent cell-matrix adhesion. Lineage: Eukaryota; Metazoa; Chordata; Aves; Falconiformes; Falconidae. Gene Ontology annotation, molecular function: calcium ion binding. The record is from RefSeq and is a predicted model, not a curated record. The transcript is spliced from 16 exons. Gene Ontology annotation, cellular component: basement membrane.